AUGAGAGAAGGCACUCCUGGCAUUAGAAAGGCACUCCCGGCACAAAAGAAGGGGCCCUGGGAAAAAGAAGGGACUCCCGGCACUGAAGAAGGCACUUUCCGGCACGGGGAAAAAAGGGAAAUCCUGGCACGAGAGAAGGGACUCCUACACGAAAGGCCUCCUGGGACGAGAAAAAUGCACUCCUGGCAUAAGGGAAGGGACUCCUGGGACGAAGGGGAAGGGCCCCCUUUCCGAGAGAAGGGAACUCCUGGGACGAGGGGAAGGGACUCCUACCCGAGAGAAGGGACUCCUGGCCCCGAAGAAGGCACUCCUGGGAUAAAAGAAGGCAAUCCUGGCACGAGAAAGGGGACUCCUGGGACAGAGAAGGGCCCCCCUGGCCCUGGAGAAGGCCCCUCCUGCACGAGAGAAAAAACCCUGGACGAGAGAAGGCCUCCUGGCAUGAGAGAAGGGACUCCCGGCAUGGAGAAGGGCCCCCUGGGAGAGAGAAGGCACCCUUUUUCCCAAGAAGGGACUCCUGGCAUGAGAGAAGGCACUCCUGGCAUGAGGGGAAAGGGCCCCCCUGGCACGAGAAAGGGACUUCCCGCACAAGAGAAGGGACUCCUGAGAAGGGACUCCUGGGGACAAGAGAAGGGACUCCCCGGCAUAGAGAAGGCACUCCUGGGCCCAAAAGAAGGCCUUUCCCGGGAUGAGAGAAGGCACUCCUGGCACGAGAAAGGCACUCCUGGGACGAGAGAAGGGACUCCUGGCACGAAGAAGGACUCCUGGCACGAGAGAAGCACUCCUGGGAUGAGAAAAAGGGACUCCCGGCACAAAAGAAGGCAUUCUGGCAUGAGAGAAGGGACUCCCCGGGCCCGGGGAAGGAAAUCCUGGCCCCAGAGAAGGCCCCUUCGGGGAUUUAGGGGAAGGGCCCCCUGGGAUGAGAAAUCACUCCUGGCACAAGAGAAGGCCCUUUUGAAAAAAAAGGGACUCCUGGCACAGAGAAGGGACUCCCAUGGAAAGGAAAUCCUGGCUAAGAAGGCACUCCUGGCCCGAGAGAAAGGGCCCCCUGGCACAAAGAAGGCACUCCUGGCAUGA
Messenger RNA from Penaeus monodon (black tiger shrimp), 1074 nucleotides. Its product is annotated as collagen alpha-1(XXII) chain-like. The coding region runs from base 1 to 1074 and encodes 357 amino acids. The transcript has 3 exons. NCBI's taxonomy places the organism in Eukaryota, Metazoa, Arthropoda, Malacostraca, Decapoda, Penaeidae. The record is from RefSeq and is a predicted model, not a curated record.